Molecule: messenger RNA, 6666 nt
Organism: Didymodactylos carnosus
Lineage: Eukaryota; Metazoa; Rotifera; Eurotatoria; Philodinida; Philodinidae
Source: the annotation of a GenBank genome assembly
AUGUUUUCGACAGCAGCAAUUAAAUCAGGUGGUAAACAUUUUGACUUUAAUAUCGAUGGUAAUAUCGCUGAUUCGUGGAAAACAUUCUACGAUGCAAAAGAUUCUUUGAAACACGUUGAACAACGUCUUCAAAACACAUUAUCAUCAAGCAGAAAUGGCAGAGCAGAGCAGACGUCAGUUGGCAUGCAUCCGUACGAUAAUUUGUCAUCAACAUCAUCCAACUAUUUAUCAAUUCAACCUGUUAAUCGGACAAUGUUAAAGGAUGAUGUACAAGGAAGAAGUUCUCGGACAAAUAAUUAUCAUCGUACAAUAAAUAGCAAUAGUUUUUCAACUGCUCCUCACUAUUUACAUGAUAACGAAUCACGUAUUCGUUCGUCGGAUCCAAAAUCAAUGAAUUAUGUCGAUAUACCAAUUAUGAACGAUAAAAAUGUAUUAGAUUAUAGAAUGGUCGAAAAUAAGCGAUCAAUAAAUUCCACUCAUUUAGAUACAGAUGCAUUUUUGCAAUCAAUUAGACGGAAAAUUAACAAACAAAAGUUGGCUGCAGAGCGACGCGCCGAUACUCUAAAUUCACAAUCUGAAGAACUAAGUCAUUAUAAACAUUCACUUCCAUCUUCCACACCAUCAUUAUAUUUUGAUGGACAUCAAAACGGUAACAGUAGGAAUAAUAAUCAUUAUUCAACAUCAUCAAGUUUACAAAAUUUACACUAUACACCCCACAAUAAUCGACAUCAUUCAACAAACGAGAGAAAUCCUUUACCAACGACUAUAAAUAGCGGACAUUUAUCACAAUCACAAUCUUAUUCCGCUGAAUUAGAUGCUGUUUUAAGAGUACAAGAAAAUCAUGAUCACACCGCACAAAAACGAUUGCUACACACGGAUGGUGACAUUAUUUCAUCACCAGAUUACAAUUUUCAAGAAUUUCAUCAACCAAAUUCGCGAAAAAUACCCAAAGCCUCAAAAGAUAUACCGUUGAUAGAUCGUCCAACGGCGGAUACAUUAAAAAGUACUAUAAGAAGUGCGAACCGGGAUUUUUCUUCAUUACCAAACAAUGACAUGCAGCGGUUAAAGAACACUCGUCGAUUAGAGUCAGUACAUGUAACAUCGGCAAAAACAAAUCUAACAGGAGUAGAAUCUUGGCAAACUGAUCCGACUAAAAUGUUCAAAUCACAUCAACAUCCAAAAUCAUCGAAUAAACACGUUCAAGAUGAAUUAAAAAAAUUGAAAGAAGACGCACAAAUCCUAUCUAAACCGACACAAAAAAUGUUCGAAGAAUUAUUGAUAAAAAAUGAUAUAAAAAAACCUGUUUGUAAAGUUCCCCCCUAUGAACGUUCAGCAAAAGAUCAAAUUCAAGAAUAUAUUCAACAAAAACGACAACAAAAACAAGAAGAAAGUUUAUUGAACGAUAAACGUCACAAAGAUGAACAAGAAAAACAGAAAAGGGAUAAACUUAAAAAAUUUCAUGAACAAAUACAAGCUGUACAUCAACAACAACAACUAUUAUUAUCAAAUAAAACAUUAGAUGAAAAACAAAAGAAAAUUUCAAUACCAGGACAACAUACAACAAUACCAAUAGCACCGAUAAUUUCUUUUAACGAUGUGUCUGAGCAAGCGCGUCAACAGAAGUUAGUCCGUUUACUUGGGCCAAAACCAGAAACAACUAAUGUUACUAUGACUGAAUCACAAUUGUCUCAUUCAAUUUCAACAUCGUCUGUAUCAUCAUCUUCAAGUUCACCUUCUACAUUCAGUGUUAUUGAAUCUAACAAUCGACCAAAAAAUCAUGAUUUAAUGUAUCGAGCAUCAUCUCAACCGCCAUCGCAAAUACGAUCACCUCAAAUACAAACAGAAAAUCGACAAGAUGGUUUGCUAAAAUGGGCAAUCAAUUUAAAAAAUGAUUGUGAUAAUGUACAAGAAAACUUACGAACUUUCAAACUAGAUGGUACUCAUAAAUCUGAAAUAAUUUCAACUCAAUUUGAUUCAAACGAUAACAAUCUGAAUCAAGAAGGAAAUUUAAGACAUCAUGUUGCCAGUAACACUCACUAUGUUUCAGCUGUUCAACCAAUUUAUUUAAUGAAUCAAAAUCAAAAUAACAGUGAACAACAAUAUCGUUCAUCAGAAUUUCUAAGAUCAACUGAACGUUUGAGUCGACAGAAUCGAAAUUGGACAAGUGAAUUUAAUAUAAAUGUGCCAGAUAUGGGAGAUUUAAAAGAUCCAUUAUUAAUUAAACGAAUUCAACGUGAACAAGCUGCAGGAAAAAUUCAGGCAGCUUAUCGUGGUUACACAGUGAGAAAAUCAUUACAAUGGUCAAUUGAAAAUGAUAAUUAUGAUAAUAGACAAUCAAAAAAUAAGGAUAAAAGAUUAUUUCAACAAUACCAUCAUCCAUUAAAAAAUGAUCCUGGUUUAGUUGAAGGUAUCGAUUUUAAAUUCAACGAUGAUCACUGUACAACCGGCAGUACAAUGUUGGCUAGCCAAACUUAUCAACUUCAACAAUCAUUGCGAACUCACCAACAGAAAAAAUCUCAUUUAUCAUCAAUUUAUUCAGAUGAUCAUGGAAAUUAUUCAUCAAUUUUAUCUUCGCCCGUUCAUAUUCAACAAAGAAAGCACAUCACUGAUACGCAUCAAUCAAAUCAACAUCCGUCUUUAAAUUUGGGUACGUAUAUUGACACUUUUUCACACGAAAAACAACAAAACAUUAGCUAUGUGUGUAUUGUUGGUUUCUUCUUAGGUGAAAAUCGUCUUCAAGCAAACACGUCAUCUUCUCCAACUCAUACAGUACAGAACGAUCAAGACGAUGAAAAAACAGCACGAGAAUCUUAUAUCUUCAAAAACUCAAAUGAGAAGCAACGCCGUCGUUCAUUUUCACCACCUUUACCACCUCAAAUGUCUCCCGACAGUGGACGCCCUAUAAACUCUAUGACAACUCUUCCACCACCACAAUCUCACCAUCGACUAUCAGCAUUACAUUAUGAUUUUGAAGAUAAGCGUUUUUCGCCAGAUGCCCUAGAAAGACAAUUAACUCGUGGAUUCAAUCCAUUUGAAGGCAUUGAACAAUCCACAACACAAAUCGAUAAUGUAGAUAAAAUAAGAUCAUUAGCAUUAGCUCAACAAGAAGCUUUAUCAAUGACACAUAUUUUAAAAAAUAUGCGACAGCGUGAUCCAUUAGAUAAUGAACAAGUUCAUAGCAAACAAUUACAGUCAAAAAAAAUGUCUUUUCGUCAUAGACUACAACAACAGAAGUCUGCAUCACCAUCUCCAUCGUCAUCUCCUUCACACAGUCGUCGUCAGUUUGAUCGAUAUUCACCACCACUACAACAACAACAGUGUCGACGCACAAUAAACCAAAGUCCGCCAACAUCUUCAUCUGAAUCAAUAUUAACGGCUCGCGAAAAAAAAUUUCGUCAAAAAUUUAACAGUGAGCAAGAGGUUGAAGCAUGGGGAAAACGUUUAAAAGAUGUUGAAAAAAAAUUAAGAACAUUAGAAAAACGAGCUGUUGAACUUUUUGAUGAUAAACGAAGUGUAUCAAGUCCACCUAAUUCUAGAUUAAAAAUCACUGAACAACAACAUCAACGAUCAAAAUCUACACCACUUGUUUUAAAGCAAACAAAAGAUGAUUCAACUAUUAGCAGUGAAGAUAUACUAUCAAAAGAAUCAAUUUUAAAUGAUUCUCAAUCAUCAGUAAAUCAAUCAAUUGUACAAAAAUCGUUUGGAAUAACUGUUAAUAAUAAUGAUCAGAGUAAAAUUAAAAUAGAUACUAAUCUCUUUCGUCAUAAAUCGAAUGAUUAUGACGAAAAUUUUGAUACGAGUAUUCCAGUAACAACGACAAGUGUUGUGGUGUCUCAACGUAAAAUUGAUAUUCAUCCACCAAUCACUAUAACAACUAAACAAGUAUCCGAAAGUGAUGGAGAAUCAUUUUCUGUUGUUCAAUCAGAUAUGACAUCGGAUAUGAGUGAUGUUGAAUAUCGUAUUAAACAAUUACGAGAACAACUAAAACGAAAAAAAUUUGAAUUAGAUACAUUAAAGAAAGAUCAACGACGAAAAAAUAAAGAAGUAUUAAGAAAACAAGAAGAUGAACUUAAAAAACAAAUACAAUCUUGUGACACUGAAAUUCAAACGCUUCGUCAUCAGAUUGAUUCAGUUCCACCAGUUUAUUCUAUUCUAUCAACGCCAACAACUGAAACAGAUAAAUCCCUAUCAUCUAAUAUUCAUUCAUCGGUAAAUUUUAAAAUAAAACCAAUUGAUUUAAAAACAUUAACCAAUAACAAAUCAUUUUCUUCUACAUCAUCGACCGUUUCAUCAUCAACGCCAAUAUCACUAUCCAAAAAUCAAGAGAGACAUCAUCAACAAAUACAAACAAGAAUAAUUGAAAAUGAAGAUGAGAGAAAAAUGCGAAUAUUAACACCGGAACAAAGUAUUGUUGAAGAAAUAGAACAAUCAAAAAAAAGUCAUCAAGAAAAGUCAUUAUCUAAAAAUGAUGAAAAUGUAAUCAUUUUAACAUUUCAAGAAAAAAUAGUAUCUUCACAUAAAAAUAAAUAUGAUAAUCAUAUAAUCGAUGACAAAGAUUUUUUCGAUAAUAUUAUUGAUGAUGAUAUCGAUAAUGAUGUUAUUAGUGAUAAACAGAAAGAAAAUGUGUCAGAAAUAUCAGAGAAAAAAGUUGAAGAACAAAAAUUGAUUGAAUUAUUUUCUCCAACAUAUGAUCGUACAAAUCACGAUGUGCAAUCGAUAGUUACAGUUGAAAUUUUGAAUGAUAGUCCAGUGAAUACAGACGAUGAAAAAAGAAAUGAGAAGUCAAUUGAAUUUAAUGUUUUGAAACAAAAUGAAACAUCUCCUUCGUCAUCAUCCUCUUCAACAUCCUUCUCAUCUCCAAAACCAGAAGGAGAUAUUAAGAGUGAUCACGAGAAAAGUGUUGUAUUAUCACCGGAAAAAGAAAAGUCGGUAAAUCAAGUUAAACCAACAACAUUUUCUCGAAUACAAAAAAUACAUUCAGUUGAUUUAUCUACAGGUGAUUGUACAUCGAUUGAUUAUGAUGAAGAUUUUUCAGAAAUGAGUCAUUCAAUUAUGGGUACAAGUAAAACACGACAAAAAUCUCUAUCACCAUCUUCACCACUACUCCUAUUAUCUAAAAUAACAAAUGAACAGUUGAUGAAAGAAGACGAGGAGGAUAAUAUUGGUAUAGAAUUGAUUCCAGAAGAUUUACAAUUUUCUAAAAGUCAACAAUUAUCAAUAAAAACGUUUAUAUCAAGCGAUGAACAAUCAGAAAUAUUAGUGUUAGUAAAGAAUUCACACAGCACUACAUCAUCUAUAGAUCAAAAUGCAUCAUUAACUGAUCAUCUUGUACCACAACAGUAUGAGUUAGUAUCAGAAGAUAAAUUAUUGAAAUCUGAUGAAAAACAAGUGAUAACUGAAGAAGAUGAACAUAACAGAAGUCUAUUGGAUAAAAAUGAUGAUAUAAGAUAUGGUGCUAUUGAAAAAUCAGAUAAAGAAAAACAAACGAAAAAAGUAGAGGAACAGCAGUUGGACAUUGCAUACGAAGAAAACUUAAACGAAUUUUUUUCAAAUCGUCAAACAACAACAACAACAACGACGACAACAUCGCUGUUGAUAGAAGAUGAACAGAAACAAAAUCAAAAACAAGAGACAGAUAUACCAAAUGAGCAAAACAUUGAUCACAUAUCUGAUCAUUUUAUUCGAACAUUUAUUAAUGAAGCUAUUAAAGAAAGUAAAAUUAUUAAACAACGAAAAGAAUUGAAAAAUAUUUCAUUACAUUUGACCAAAGAAGCAAGUGAAUGGAUAUCAGAUGAAUCUAUGAGUGAUGAAGACAAACAUGAUCAAAGUAAUGAUACAAUAGAGCAAAGAAAAAUUAAGAAUGAAGACGAAGAAGAUAUUGAUGAAUAUGUACAUAGACCCUCAAAUCAACCUGAUUUUAUAAAGCAAAUUAAUGUCAAUGAUGUUGAACAGGACGGAUUGAAAUUAGAUCUAAGUCGAUUGGAAGAAAAAAGUGCUGAUGAGCCAAGAAUUGAAAGUCCUCGAAAGUUAAUUAUUGAAGAACAAAUUAAACCAGUUGUACCUCAUACAUUUGAAAAUGUUAAUGAAAUUUGUCAACGUGCAACGACAAUUUUAUUCCAACAGAAUAAAGAUUUUUCAGAUCGAACACGAAUUAAUAGAACAAUACCAAAUGAUUAUUUUCAAAUAUCAAAAGAAGCGGAUGAUACUGAAAAACGUAGUCAACAUGCUUAUCAAGUGAUGAUUUAUGAUUUAUGUACUGAAAUAUUGUACGAAAUAUAUACACCAAAUGUUCGUCAAAGCCAGUAUCCAUGGCAAAAAGCACAAUUUGUUUCAAAACGUUAUUAUUAUCGAUUCAAUCCACCGACAAAUAAAACUGAAGCACAAAAAUUCGUUAACGAAAAAAUUCUUGAACUGUUAGGUUUAGUACCAUGCAAAAUUCAAUAUUCAAAAUGGCGUAAUCCAAAACGUCGAGAUGAAUUUGAAAAUGUUUUGUUUGAUGAAUUGAGACGGCAAGAACCAAAUUGGAUUAAUUAUGAUGAUGAAUGUAUUCAAAUUAAAUUUGAUAUUGCCGAUAUGAUAUUUGAUCAAAUAUUAUCUGAAACAUUAAAUGAAUGUAUCGAUGUUAUUAAACGUCGAUCAUCGAUUAAUGGUGCUAUUUCACCUUAA